CAAAAGGCUCUCAUUUUCAAUCAGCUAUAAUAUCUCUUCUCCAACCACUCUCCUUGAGCCUUGAAGGGCAAAGAGCAUUUGUUUUAGAAGCACAAGUUUUGGUGCAUAUUAGUAUAUAAAGCAAACGCGUGAACCUGCAGAAAGAAGAAUACUCUGCUUCAACUCAACUCUCAACUUCAAUCGGUGUUUUGUUGAUGCAUGUCGUAAUGGAGAAUACUAUGUACAUUCAUGGGAAUGGAUAUAUAUAUACUCAGUCCUGAUGUUUACAAGUGGUUUUCUUGAUUCUGCUGCUUAUAAGCUUGGUGGGUUUUAUUAAUGGGUGAUGAAUAUCAUUGGCAAACGGUUCCACCCACGGUGGCUCCGUUGAAUUUAGAGAGGGAAGAACACUGGAGACGUUUUGACAACUCGGUGAAUGCGGUUUCUUUUGGGUUUGUAGCCACCGCGAUUCUCAUAUCAAUGUUCCUCGUUAUGGCUAUCUUUGAGAGGUUUCUCAGGCCAGCUUCAUUCUCCUCCAAUGGUGCAACCCCUAAUGAUCUUGAGUCUCAAGCUAUGUUCAAUGCCAAGCUUAAUUACCCUUCUCCCAAAAUGACAGUUUAUGCGAAUGAGGUAUCGGUUUUAAUGCCCGGUGAAGAAGCUCCUACUUUCAUUGCACAUCCUGCUCCGGUGCCGUGUCCGCCAGACCACACCUUGAAGCCUCUGCAUCAACUCAACCAAAGCGUUGGCGUGUCUUCAAGCUUAAGCUGAAGCUACAACUGAAGUAUGACAUGAAAACAAAGAACCAGGGUUUUUGUACAUUUGCAUUUGAGUUUAACUGAAAACUGUGUACGCAACAUUUUUUUUUCAUUUAAUGUCUAAUAUCUCAAUUUGUUAUCGUUUUAAA
This is a messenger RNA of Hibiscus syriacus, 880 nucleotides long. RefSeq lists its product as uncharacterized. The coding region runs from base 316 to 744 and encodes 142 amino acids. The transcript has 2 exons. NCBI's taxonomy places the organism in Eukaryota, Viridiplantae, Streptophyta, Magnoliopsida, Malvales, Malvaceae. The record is from RefSeq and is a predicted model, not a curated record.